Messenger RNA from Gossypium arboreum, 846 nucleotides. RefSeq lists its product as uncharacterized. The transcript is spliced from 5 exons. The record is from RefSeq and is a predicted model, not a curated record. The coding region runs from base 98 to 742 and encodes 214 amino acids. Lineage: Eukaryota; Viridiplantae; Streptophyta; Magnoliopsida; Malvales; Malvaceae.
CAUUUCACUCAAACUCUUCCGCUUAAACCUGUGUAGUUGAGUUGCAGGUUAGAAGAAGUUGAAAGCUCAAAAGCCUCCCCUUUUUUUCUCCCAAAGAAUGAAAACUGAAAAGCAAAUUUCAAGUUCAACAAUGGGUGCAGCUAGCGUCGAGGAUAUAGAGGUUGGGUUCGAAGAAGCUAUGUCAUGGCUGCCUUCUCAUGUUCUCGACGAGGCUAUUUGGGAAACCAAGAUAAAAAAGGAUGAUGUGAACUGCAAUUAUCAUCGCCAUCGUUCCAAGUUGCCUGCUCAGCCUUUUUUUCAACCGCAGUGGAGGGGGAGCUGGAGACGGCAUCAGAAACCAAGAUAUUGUGGCAACGGGGGAGCAUCCGGAGGACCUGGAAUGCAGGCAUUCUUCCUAGAUUCAGGCCAAAAAUCAUGCGGCACUGGUGUUUUCCUUCCCCAGAGAGCUGGCACCAUUUCUCAUUCAAGCAGAAGACCAGCUUGUUCUCCAGUUCUUCUCCCUUCUCGGGUUGUUCAAGCUCUCAACCUCAACGUUCAUGAAUUAGGCCUCCAAAUCUCUCCUCGCCGUGAUCCCAGAAACAAUACAAGUACAAGACGUGGAGAGUUGAAUAAUUCGUUGAAUAAUAAUAGUAAUAAUGGUAAUAAAAAUGGAAAGGAUCAUGCAUCAACAAAACGUUGUGUGGUUUCCCAAACCGAAACUUCUUCGGCGGAUAUAUUUCUUCCUAGAGAAUGGACUUACUAGCCCUAUAUCAAAAACAAGGCCAAGAUUAACCUAUAUUCCCAACCCCCCCCCCCCCCAACUAGGUUAUUGACCAUGUUAAUAUCAUUGACUAUGUUGUACGUGAU